Ictalurus punctatus (channel catfish) is the source of this 1047-nucleotide messenger RNA. The record is from the annotation of a RefSeq genome assembly. Lineage: Eukaryota; Metazoa; Chordata; Actinopteri; Siluriformes; Ictaluridae.
AUGAGCCCCUACGUCAUCACAAUUUUAUUAUCAAGCCUAGGUCUAGGCACCGCUCUUACCUUCAUAAGCUCCCACUGGCUGCUAGCAUGGAUAGGACUAGAAAUUAAUACCCUAGCGAUCCUUCCCCUAAUAGCUCAACACCAUCACCCCCGAGCAGUAGAAGCCACCACCAAGUACUUCCUAGCCCAAGCCGCUGCUGCAGCAACCAUCCUAUUUGCCAGCACCAUUAACGCCUGAACUACGGGAGAAUGAAACAUUUAUUGCCUAUCCCACCCCGCCGCAACAAUCCUAAUUACCAUAGCGCUAGCAUUAAAAGUAGGACUAGCCCCCGUACACUUCUGAAUGCCCCCUGUUAUACAGGGCUUAACCCUAACCACCGGACUAAUUAUGGCUACCUGACAAAAACUGGCCCCAUUCGCACUAAUCAUUCAAAUGGCCCCCUUCACCCACCCCCUCCUAUUAACAACCCUAGGAUUACUAUCCGUUUUCAUCGGGGGCUGGGGAGGUUUAAAUCAAACUCAAUUACGAAAAAUCUUAGCCUACUCAUCCAUCGCCCAUCUCGGCUGAAUAAUCAUUGUUACACAAUAUAAACCACAACUAACUGUGCUAGUAUUAAUUACUUAUAUCAUCAUAACAUCAGCAACAUUCCUAACAUUUAAACUAAUAGCCACCACAAAAAUUAAUACCCUAGCAAUAAGCUGGGCCAAAGUACCCACUAUUACAGCCAUAGCUGCUCUAGCCCUACUAUCCCUAGGAGGGCUCCCCCCACUAACAGGCUUCAUACCAAAAUGAUUAAUUUUACAAGAACUCACCAUGCAAGGGCUGCCGCUCACCGCAACAAUAAUGACACUCAGCGCCCUAUUAAGCCUAUACUUCUACCUACGACUAUGCUACGCCAUAACAUUAACAAUCUCCCCUAACACAAACAACUCUUCCGCCCCCUGACGUUUACAAAAUACACAAGCCACAGCCCCGCUAGCCACCCUAAUAAUUAUAACCCUGCUACUCCUCCCCCUCACCCCCCUAGCCCAGACACUAACCAACUAG